GAACGUCAGCCUAAAAGCUUGUCACUGUUUAGGCAUCACUGAUCUGGAGGAGGUGUCGCAGUUCCUGAAGGAGGGCAUCAUCAUGAAGGACUUCAGCCACCCCAAUGUCCUCUCUCUGCUGGGAAUCUGUCUGCCACCAGAGGGCUCCCCACUGGUGGUCCUGCCCUACAUGAAGCACGGCGACCUGCGCAACUUCAUCCGUGAUGAGGCUCACAACCCGACAGUCAAAGAUCUGAUGGGGUUCGGGCUGCAGGUGGCCAGAGGGAUGGAGUAUCUGGCCAGCAAGAAGUUUGUCCACAGAGACCUGGCCGCCAGAAACUGCAUGUAG
Cynoglossus semilaevis (tongue sole) is the source of this 328-nucleotide messenger RNA. RefSeq names its product hepatocyte growth factor receptor-like. The transcript has 2 exons. Lineage: Eukaryota; Metazoa; Chordata; Actinopteri; Pleuronectiformes; Cynoglossidae. Bases 83 to 328 code for a protein of 81 amino acids. Gene Ontology annotation, cellular component: basal plasma membrane; plasma membrane; signaling receptor complex. The record is from RefSeq and is a predicted model, not a curated record. Gene Ontology annotation, molecular function: ATP binding; hepatocyte growth factor receptor activity. Gene Ontology annotation, biological process: protein phosphorylation; pancreas development; neuron differentiation.